AUGGCUUACUUCCGGGAUCAUCGACUUGUAAUGUCACGGACCGACACACCCACACCCACACAGACCCCUAGACGAACGCCUACACCUACCCAACGAAGCCUAAGUUCUAUACGAGGUGCCCCAUCGAGCGCAUCAUCCUCUUCAUCACCAUCUGUAUUCGAGCCUUCAUCGCCACCAGGUUCCAGUUCAUCUAUAUCAUCGCCCCCACCUUUACCAGACGCAUCUCGAAGCUACUCGCAACAGGCCCGAUUCAGAUCUACGGUUACCGCGACUUCACGGAUAUCCUUCCUCGGAUCCCGGCCCGCACGUUGCAUCCGUGCCCGUUACCAACGCCGAAUCCCAGCGGUCCCGGCGAGCGCCUUCUACCCUCCCCCUCCCGCACCUUCUGACUGGCCGCCUCCGCCAUCGUCACGCACAGUCCUAGACCCUUCUGUCCCUGAGGAGCCGAGCUAUCCGGAGACUGCUCCGACACAUCCGAUUGCCGGUCCGAGCUUUCUUCCGGCACUCCACCCCCACCCCCUCCCCCGCCUUCGUUCUCGCUCCGCCUCUCGCUCGCGCUACCCACCCCCCAUCACUAGACGCUCACCGACGUUUCCGUACCCUAAGCUUUCCCAGUCCCCUACACCACUCUUUAUGGCCGAGACUGAGGCCCAACAGGAGCCCGUUGCCGCGGGGCUUGAAGCCCAUGAAAAUCAGGCAACUCACUCGCCUCCCGACGAGGCCAUCAAUGCCGCCCUUACUCUCGACAAGAGCAAGAUUCCCCGUCCUUACAAAUGCCCUGUUUGCAGUAGAGCAUUUUACCGCCUGGAACACCAGACGCGACACAUCCGCACCCACACGGGCGAAAAGCCGCACAUGUGUACGCAUCCCGGCUGCGAGAAGCGCUUUUCCCGCUCCGACGAGCUCACUCGCCAUGCCCGCAUCCACACCAACCCCCAGAAACGUGGGAAACAAAAGGCCAAGAGUAACCCCAACUCGGACAACGAGAUGGAACAGCACGAUUUUGUUCCCUCUUCGCGCCGUGGCUCGCCCACGUUUCAGCAACGCACACCACCUAGUCCAGGCUAUGCCCACCCCGCAUCGUCAUCUUCGCACAUGGUCAUGCCCCAUGCAGGCUUCCUCCCCCAGGGCGUGCCCGGUGUUCCAGGCCAUCCUCAGUUUGGUCAGUCGACAGAUUUGUCAGCCCUCUCUGCCAUCGCUGCCGAUGAACUCUACGAAUUAGAGCGCACCGAAGCCCUUCGUCGCCACGAGUUUGAGAUUCGUCACCGUGAGAUGCUCCUCAACCGCGGCCGAAGCAAAAGUGCUGGGACGAGUCCGGUCCAGACUCCUUACAUGAGCGCCAUUGGCGGAAAUGGCAUGAGUGUGCCACAUAUCGGCCAGGCACUUGGAGCCCCAGCGAUCGGCGUCGGCGCUCAACCAGGGUACUUUUCGAUGCCAGGCACCACACUUGUCCCUCUUACGCAAAUGCACUCGCGCAAUGCCAUGUCCCAUGACGAUUUGGGCAAGCUCCGCCGCGGCCCAAGUUCAAUGUCGAUGAUGGAACAUCGUAAUUCGCUUCUGGAACAACGUGCUGCUGCCUUGGACCGUAACGGCCAGACUGGUCCCGGAAGAAUAAUGCCCGGCUCGAUGGUGAUCGAACACCGCCAGGGUCCAUUCUUAGACUCGCGCUCCCCUCCCACAGGCUCGCCCGAGUCAUUUGACGAGCACGGAGCUGAGAGUGUGCCAAGUCGUGCGCCUAGCCCUGGGCAUGUUCAAGACCGUCGGGCCUCGCAUCGCGCCCAUCCUUAUGCACACGGGCAACACCAUCACGGUUACAACGCCAAUUCGAGCAAUGCGACCAUCAAAUCAGAAAUGUAUUCGCCCGGCUAUUCCACCAAGGCUUCGGACAAUAAGCAAUCGCGCAACCGUGUCGAAGACAUCCUCAACCCGAGCUCCGGUUCACGCACGAAUCUGAACGUCAACACGAGCGCAGAUCGUACCCUCCCGCCUCUUCCAACCCCGGCUUCCUCCUCAGUCGGCUCGAUGUCCGGGAUGGGAUUUUCCGCUUCGACCAGCAACCCCAGCAGCGCUUCCUUUACGGCCUACCGAAGUCCCGCGUUUGGGUACAUCACCGCCCCGACAAGCGAAGCCAACUCGCCAAUGGGUUCCCGUCCCGCGUCGCCAACGCACUCGUAUCACCCGCAUUCGUACCACGGCCACUCUCCUCACUCUCACCUUGCGCACUCGGUCAGGGCUGCGUUUGAAAUGACACCCAUCAAGCCUGCCGGAAAUGAAGGAUGGUAUGGAGGAGCAGGAGUAAAUGGUGCGGGGACCGGUACCUCGGCGUUCUCGCCCAUCCUCGCCUUCGACAUUACCGAAUGCAGCGUCGAACACGAAUGCGACGCGUCCGUUGAACGCGACUCCUCGGGCGGGGUUCAGACCGCUCAGGAUGGCAACAUCGACAACGACAGCGGGUUCGCGGCCGACGAGCACGAUUGGUGGCGCAUCGAGGCCAACGAGUGUAGUCGGUGCAUCCAGACCCACGAGUAUAAUUGGCAGUCCAUCUGGCCUGUCUCCCCGCAGCGAAAACAAUCCGAUUCCGAGAAGCAACUCGCCCGCACCUCGACUUGGCACAAUCCAGAAGAUUGGAAGGGGAAAGACUGUCGAUAUCGGUUCACCCCGGAAGCGCGCACCAACUCGCUUUACAGUCUCAAAGCCGAGUCGGAUAGCACACAGUCACCGAGGAGCACGAGCGUACCGCUUGUCGAUGAGCCGCUUGGGAUACAGCACACCGAGUCUCCCGUAGCGAGUCCGACGUCGAACACGGCUGCUUUUGCCUCUUUAAGCGCUGCACUUGGUCUAGAUAUCAACGGAGACAGCAAUACACCGCCCUCGCCCUCGACGGCCGGUUUGCGUUUGGGUCUCAGUCGUUCUUCGUCUGGGUAUUCAGAUGUCGUUAUCGACGACGAUGACGACACUGGCAGUCGCGUUGGAGUCGCGAUUGCAGAUAGCGAUGUUCCCAACAGUGCGCAAACCGCAACAUUCCCUAUUUCGCCUGUUCCCCCUCCUAUCAUCGGCGCGCCUCCCAGUCCUGGCAACGGCAAGACGAGAAAAGAGACGCGCCAACCGACUCGUCUCGAUUCGAUUAAUCUCAACUCGGAGGGUGUGGGCUCACCCCCUACGCUAGUAGACACUCCCCAGCUCCAGCCCGUUGACCUCGGCUCUUCUGAAUCCAAGGAAGAGUCGUCUCAAGCUCAAUCCGCCGACUUGGACAAAAAGAACGAGACAGAACGUGUGCAGUCGCAACAUUCAGAUACAUGGAUCUCGAGACAGUCGACUCUUUCGACAAUGACUACCCUCAGUCUUGGUGGAAAGAGCAUCACCAGCAGUAGCGCCGAAUCAACUGAUUCUGCUCGUGCUCGAAAGGUCCGUCCCGACUCGCUCUUGCUUACUGUCAAACCGGGCGAACCCCCGUUGAUCUACUGCGUUGCCGUUGUCGACUUUAACCACCUGGUCGGCCACCCCUCCGACCCAGAUUCCCCAGCAGUCGAGCCCAACACGCUGCUCGCAGAUCCGGCAAUCCAACGCAUAUUACCGUUCUUGGCCCUGCCCGAUGGUGCACAUUUGAGCGCCGAGGACUAUACGUACUUCCACGUUAUCCAAGGAAUGAAGGAAGACGGAUCGAUGGAAGGUGACAUUCAAGGUGGAGAUACCGUCUUUGGAAUUUCGUGCAAUCGGCAACUAGCUACCUCGGAGCUCCUGACACGUAGCGCGGAUGUGACGCGCUCGACGGUCCAGAAAGCACUGGUUGUCCUCGCAAGGAAACCGCUUUUCGGUGCUAUACGGGACCGGCUGGGUGUUGUAACCAGGGCGUUUUUCGGACAACGGGAUUUUAGCGAGACGGGCAUCCUUGUCGAUUUUUAUCAUUCGCUCGAAAAGUCGUUGAGGAGUCAAUUAACGGAGAGCAGCCUUUACAUGGGUACCAGCCUGAGGGAACUCUUGCACAAAUUUAGGCAUCGGACGUUGACGUUGCUUAAAUUGUUAAUGCUUCAAAAGCGGAUCAUGUUUUACGGCACCCCGUGGAGCGUCUAUGCACUUACCAGUACUCGCUGGUGUCCCUUGUUCCUGCUCGAGACCGGCACGUUUGAGUUUUCCAAUCCUACCGCCGAACGUCAGGGCGCUCUGACCGCUGCUGAUCGCAAGUUUAUCGAUGAUCUUGUGAAAGACGUGAAUGAAGGGUGGAAUGACGCGGACCCAAGCCGUCCGCUCGGGAUGCAGUUCAAGGGAAGUGAUGACUACUUGCGAGCCAAGUUUGAAGAAUACAUCUACACGGCUCUUUCGACCGUCAAGUACGCCGACUUUUUGAACAAGGGCAAGCAGAGUGAAGUGCUUGUCCCUGGGACUGCCUCCGAAUCUUCUGUGCCAUACUUUAAUGAAGCGUGGGUCGCGGGAUUCCGGACGACUCGAGCAUACGAUCAGUGGAAUCGUAUUACGGAUCCCGUCCUCUUUGAUAUUAUCGAGCCGAAGCAUCCAUGUGCGGGCCAAGUAACUCUCGCAAGCGAUCUUGGGCUGCGAAUUUCUGAAGGUCUGAACGAUCUUAGGCUCGAGGAGAAUCUUGGCCCUACACGAGACCGAAUUUCUAACGUAAUUUCUAUGGGCUCUGCAGGAUUUUUCAAGGCGGUUGAAGGUUUUAGAAGCGACGUUAGUUCCCGCAUGGCCGCUCAACGUGCGGCCGCAGCUGCUGCCGAAGGAGCCGACUCUCAUUCGACGUCUGAUCCUGGUGCUGUCAAGGCUGCUCAGUCUGCGACGCCAAUGUCACCACCGAUCAAACCAGUCGAUGCGAUUGCGGCUCCUGCUUUGGCUUCAGAACCGGCGACGAACCGUCUUCGUCCCCGGCUCCGGCUUCGACUUCAGCUCCACUCCAACUCCAGCUACGGCUCCAGCUGCAGCUGCAGCUCCGCGUCGACUGGCGGUGCUCCAGCUGGCACCGCGUCUGCACCUGGUACACCCGAGGUGAAACCUACAGAUGUUACCAAGUAG
Rhizoctonia solani is the source of this 5019-nucleotide messenger RNA. Its product is annotated as Late Secretory pathway protein AVL9. The record is from RefSeq and is a predicted model, not a curated record. Lineage: Eukaryota; Fungi; Basidiomycota; Agaricomycetes; Cantharellales; Ceratobasidiaceae. The coding region runs from base 1 to 5019 and encodes 1672 amino acids. The transcript is spliced from 20 exons. Gene Ontology annotation, cellular component: cytoplasm.